Meloidogyne enterolobii is the source of this 449-nucleotide messenger RNA. NCBI's taxonomy places the organism in Eukaryota, Metazoa, Nematoda, Chromadorea, Rhabditida, Meloidogynidae. The record is from the annotation of a GenBank genome assembly.
UUUUAAUUUCAAACUUUCUCAUUUAUCCGGAUUUCCUACACAUCUUGAGAUGCCGACUAAGAGACACAUUCUCAGUUAUCACUAUACAGUUCUUAUUAUCAUGGCUUCUUUCCAGACUUUCGAAAUAACAGGGAUAUUUUUACUUUUUAGCUCAAAACCAUCGAUUCCAUCCAUAUUCUCAACCAAAUCAAGGAAAUCAACAAAUAACAAAAUCUGUUCAAAUGCCGCCACCACUUCCUUCCUUUCAGCAACAAAUGGCUCUUGCAUUGAAUUUAAUGGCUAAUUCUGAUGUUUCUUCACUUCAACAAUUUGCUCAAAAUACUAAUAACAAUAUUCCCCCUCCUCCUCCUCCUUCAGAAUUAAAUUCAAAUUCACAAUUGGCUGCUUUAGCAGCAAUGGCUAAUUCUCUUGGGGGAAAUAAUCAAGCACAAAUUGCUGGAAGUAAUUAA